AAGCCGUGGGCGCAUGCUUCUUGGCCUCAUGCGACUGAUCAAUACCAGGUCCAGUAAACAGUAACCAGUGUACCUCAAGACACAGCAAGCACCUCUCGGAGCCUAAUCGUCAAAUUAAUAAAAUAACAUUAAUAUAUAGACAUACAGUUUCCAGACUAAAAAGGAACUGUGGAACGAGUAGAUUAUGCAUUGAAAAGGACGAACAAAAAGGAAAAAUUCAAUUACUUAAAGAACGCACAAGAUGUGAAGGGAUAUCACUGAGCUUCUGGCCGUAGUCGACGUACAUUAGUACAAAACAAAGAUAGUACAAAAACAGGCGUUUAAUUUUUGUAACUAAUUUUAUCGGCCCAAAUUUGACAUUCGAUUGGCUUAAUGAUGCAUGCAGUAGGAUUGCACUCGGCGCUUGCCAUCAAAAGGCAGAGAAAGCGCAGAAAUGAACAGAAACGGGCCAAGGAACGAAGAUACAGUUCGCAGUCAACAGAGUCGGGCCUGGGAGAAUCACGAUCAUCAUGUGCCAGUCCGAGGAACAGCACAGGAAGCCUGGAAAAAAGGAAGAGUCGCCGAGGUUACAGAAAGCCGAAAGUCGCCGAGGACAAAGUCGUCUCCAGCGUCGGAAUGCUCCACAUCGGAGUAGUCUUCCUCGUUUUGGGCCUUUUCCUUCUUGGCUCCGGCCUCAUACCAGACGACCUUGAUAAUUGGAGCAAAGAUUACAGAUGGUUCAACGAGCUAUUUGUCUCUGGCCUUGGAGCAAUAAUCCUCGGGCUAUUUUUUAUAAUACUGAACAAGAUUAUCGCAAAGAAAGAAGAGGAUGACCUGGCUGAGUACGUGCAGAGGCAGUUGACACGAUCGAAAUCAGGCCAUCGACUCGUGAGGGAUGUUGAAACCGGCUGUUUGACGACAAAAGGGGAAUCGAGGAGCAGAGAAGAGCAUCUCCUUGAAGCUGAUAUAAAUGGAAUAACACCAGUGCACUUUUCACCCACUCUCAAAUCUCCGCCGCCUUUAUCGGUAUCCACUCCGCGAUCAGAUUUAGAAAGAAUACUCGAGGAAGAAAUCUCUGAAAAAGGCGAAGAAGAUACAUUUGAAAGAUUUUCUAGGGAGAAUGCAGUAAAUAUGAGCUAUUCGCCAAGUCCAGAAAAAAGAGAAUUGAUUACGGCUAGAUAUUACGACAACCUCGAAUUUUAUGAGAAAUGAACUCUUCUAACUCUACUAACGAUUUGAGUAUGCUGAACGACAAUUCUGCUUCAAUGAUACGACGCUAACCAAACAUUAUUUGAUUCAUAAAUGCGGUCCAAGGGAGUCCCGUGUUUAUUGAAUUAUGUACCGAUUUAAUUUAUUGGAAAAUAACACUAUCAGAGUAAUUUUAUAUUUAUACAGGGAGAAAGUAGAUGUUGAGCGAUUACAUGACAUCGAAAAGUUUGGUUUUAUUACGGUAAAUAUUGAAAUAUUUGUAAUAUUAUUAAGAAAUAAUUGUUCCACUUGUUUCAGACUAUGUGUUUCCUCUAUUUAACAAAAGCUGGUUUAGACAUUUGUACUUUUCAUCACUUACAAUUUCCAUUAAUAGUACCUCACUUAUACCCUUUUAACCCUAUGUACUUAAUAAAAAUGAUAAUAUUUAUAUUUUUCUAUGAAUAUGUAGCUACAAUUUCUAAUUAUUUGGGCCAAUUCAAAAAUGCAUUUGCAUAAUUGCAAUACUCAAUGCUUGUAUACAUGUUUUAAAAUAAUAUAUUUUAAAUAUUUAGAAAUAUUGAAAAUAACAUUCAAAAUAAAAGUAAUACUCAGAAAAAAAUGAUUUUUGUUUUGUCUCAAUAAAUUCAAAAGUGAAAUGUCGCCAUCCAAAAGGUUAAUUGUUUAACAAUGCAUUCAACAUAUCAACUUCUUUGUCCAUAAUAAAUGUUUUGUGAUACCUCAUAAUAGUUAAAUAUUGUAAUUGUGAGAAUUCAAUAUAUUGCGAAUUUAUUAAUGUCACUCGAGAAAAAAAUUGUAGCUUUUAAGAUUUUCAACAAAUGUUUCUUCUUGCGUAUAGGUAGUGUUGACUAUCAUAUUGCCAUAUAGGAAUUUUUUUGUGUUAAAUAUUAUAAAUAUUCCAGCAAAAAUAAAGUAAAUGAGGAAUUGCAUUUGAAUACAAAUAAAUUGAAAACACAGCAUUGAAACUGAACGUUUCCCAUUUUUGCUUCGAACCUGCCACUCGUCCAAUUUUUUCCAAUCCUUUUUAGUUGUUAGUGUAACCACAGCUGGUUCUGCCUGAAUGUAGUUUCAGAAAAUGGAAAAAUAAUGUUAUUGAUGUAAAUUGGGGUUGGGUCCAAUAAACAAAAACGUAUGUAAUUUUGAUGAUGAGAGAGAGGUAAUUGAAGACGUGCAUAGGAGAAAUUUAUAUUUGCUUAAUUUAAAAAAAUAAAUAAAUAAAAACACAAUCAUUACUUUGAUACAAUUAAAAUAAUUACAAUUUGUUCUUUGUAACAUUGUAUAAUAUAAAGCAUUAAUCUGCAUGAUUAAAACAGUAAACAAAUGCUCAAUAAUAAUUAUAUUCUAUUCUCUGUAUACAAAUAUAAAAAUAUAAUGAAAGUAUUAUUUGUAUUAUUGUAACAACAUUAAUAUAAUAAUUUAAGAAUAAAAUUUGAUUGACACAAUAUGGAAGUUAACUUAUGUAAGUUAAGGUUACUGAAUGAAAACAACAAAGAAAGAUUCCAUUUUGCCACAAAAAUCACUUUGCUAAUCAAAUUUGAUUUUUUCACUCUAUUAAUUUUGUACCAAGCAAUGUAUUAUAUCUUUUUAUUUAUACGUAGUCUGCUGAUAUAAAAAUAUUAGAAUUCCAUUUAGUGUCUGUUUUAAUACGUGUAGUAUUUCUUCCAAUAAUCAGUAAUAAAUAACACUAUAAAGUAGUUGUAACAGUUUUAAACAUUUGCAAUUUAAUGCAAAAACGUCAAUUACUCAUGCUGAUCAAAUUUUUAAGCAUUUUAUUUCUAUAAUUUGUCUAUUUAAAAUUCAUUAUUUUUUUAUAAUAAUUGCAAGU
Molecule: messenger RNA, 3010 nt
Organism: Cimex lectularius (bed bug)
Lineage: Eukaryota; Metazoa; Arthropoda; Insecta; Hemiptera; Cimicidae
Exons: 4
Coding region: 373-1191 (272 amino acids)
Source: RefSeq, a predicted model, not a curated record